Eurytemora carolleeae is the source of this 1083-nucleotide messenger RNA. RefSeq lists its product as uncharacterized. The record is from RefSeq and is a predicted model, not a curated record. Bases 37 to 1035 code for a protein of 332 amino acids. The transcript has 6 exons. Lineage: Eukaryota; Metazoa; Arthropoda; Copepoda; Calanoida; Temoridae.
UAUUAACAACCUUUCUUCAAACAAUCAGUAGGAAGUAUGAAUUCGGUUGAGACUAUACAGCGUUUUAUUAAACUUGGCUUGCUGCCAUUAAGCAAAGAUAAAAAUGGCGAACCUAAACUAAAUCUAACCAACGAGAAGUUUAUAAUCCUCAACUUGGUCAGAAUGUUGGGGAUAACUGGAUAUCUUUAUUUAAGCAUCAUUGAUCUGUUAAAUAACGACCUCAGCAUGAAAUCAGGGAUAUCAUUUACGUUCAGAAUACUAGGAUAUUUGGGCGGAUUUGUUUUGCCAGCACUCACAGCUAUCACAGGACAACGCUUGGGACCUAAUUCCUUCCGAGGUCAGAGUGAUACUUGUUGCUGGAAAAAUUGGACAUUAAUUGGAGUUUUGAUAUCUCUUUAUGCAUUUGGAAUUCUAACCAUGCAUAUACACUUUCUUCUCAGAAAGGAAACGGUGGCAGAAUUUUCUGUGUUUUUCAUAUGUUUGGCGGUUAACUUUCUGUUCAUUUACUUGGAUUACGGAGUUUUAAUGGCCUCUUGCUUUCUUUGGGUCAACGAUUUAAAAUCAAAGUUAAAACAUAUCCUGGCCCAAAAUAAAGCAACAGUUGAAGAAUUUGAGGAAAUCUUGCUUGAAUUCUCAAAGCUGAGAUAUUCAAUGGAAGUUCUUGCAUCCUUUGUAUUUCCACUUUCUCAAGUACUAGCCGUGGCUUCAGCUUACCUAGGAUUUACUGCAGAGAACAUUUACAUCUAUGGCAGUCUUCUGCCCUCAACAGGAAUUAUUUUUCUGCUGCUGACUGUUGUGAAUGUUCUUGAGGAUCUAUAUAAUCUAAUGGAUGAAGCUACAGACAAGGCAGAGGAUCAAGGUCUACAACAAUUGACUCUUCGAGAAAUGCAAAGAUUCAAGAUUGUUGCUGCUAAGUUAAGGAGUGUGGGAUCCUUUACUGGCUUCGGUUUCUUCACUAUCCAACGUGACACAUUGACAGCUAUGCUUGAAACUACUAUAACCUACAUUAUCAUUCUGUUUCAAUCUAUUUCUUAGGAGCUUAAGACAUGUAUAUUGUUUAUUCUCAAAGUUGUCACAAUUUCA